Megalopta genalis is the source of this 4150-nucleotide messenger RNA. RefSeq names its product cilia- and flagella-associated protein 107. NCBI's taxonomy places the organism in Eukaryota, Metazoa, Arthropoda, Insecta, Hymenoptera, Halictidae. The record is from RefSeq and is a predicted model, not a curated record. Gene Ontology annotation, biological process: flagellated sperm motility. Gene Ontology annotation, cellular component: axonemal microtubule.
UAUAUAGUAAGGGCAAUAGAUGUAAUAUAUCCGUAAGGAGCACCGCCAGUUCUUGUUAUUUGUCUCAAAAAAGAGCAUGUACUUAGGUAUAUUCAAGAUAUGUGCAUUAAGUUAUGAAAUUAGCGCUGCAUGUCCCAUCGAAUUGUAAAUAGUUAAUUUUUAUAAAUUAUUUAAUUUAAUAUCAUGCACGACAAAUAAAAGUGAAUGUCUAUCAAAUAAACACGUAAAGGCCUCUUGUAGAAAAUAUUUCGAUUACUUCCAUAGAAAUUUUUGUACUGUUAUGCGUCUUAUUUAGAUGUAAACAUACUAAACAAAUAACAAAAUUCCACAUAUCUUGGAAUAGCAAAUAUUCUUGAGAUCGAUUCUACUAUGAUUUGACCGAUUUGUCUCUAGCAGUUUCACCAAAACUAUUAUUGACAUUGAAAUUUGCAAAAAACGAGGCAGUACUAUUUAAGAUUUGGUAGGUAUCGCUAACGAUUGGACAUGCGGCAUUGAGAAAAAUCGUAGGUAUGAUCGUAUGGCUUAUAAGUAUUUAUAAUUGUAAGAAUUCUCUCCAUUGCUAUUAACAAACACGUGACAUCAAAUUAAUUCCUGAUCUUCGUAGAGGACUCGCUUAACCAAGCGUUAAGUUUGUUGGUCACUCUAACAAUUAUUGAAGGUCCAAGAACCAAUGACUUAACGAGAGAUACUUUUCGACAGAACAAUUUCAUCCUAAUCUUCAUUCAUGUUUAUUUUAUUAAAUAUGUAUAGUCCACUUUUUAUUGCAUCGAUCUUUAUGUAAUCAUCUAAUUUAAAUUAAUUUAUUAUCGCUUAUUUGUUUAUACCAGAGGCUUUUAUACUACAUUUAAAGCCCGCAGCCCAACAGAAUUUGGUCUGUAGGAAAAAGUCUUUUGUUUUUAGGUAAACAAGUUAUUGUAUGUUUCUUCAUAUUGAGUUUGUGCUCAGAAGUUACCUAAAUAUGUAAUUUUGUAUAUCUAAUUGUGAGCUUAUUGCACAGGUCUGCUUAAGUUCCUAAAACCUGUUGCAGGCCACCAGUAAAUCGCUCACACACAGAUUCACACGUUUCGGUUUUCCUUUUUGGUGUAACCAUUAAGUACACAAAGACGCAUAUAUGUGCAUUUUGUUUCUUUUUUUACUAAACUAUUCUCUUAUCUAAUAUUCGUCGAUAAUCAAUGCUUUCUAUGUAUUUUUUGUAAUCGUUUUAUUUAUGAUUUUUAAAAACUUUGCGGGUCUCACUCAGAUACUCUUGUGCUGUUCUGUCCAGAAUAGGAGAAUUCUAAUAUUUAUUAAUUUAAGAAACAUAUAGUUUUCUGUAAGCUGUGCGCAACAAAAUACUUGUUUAUUAACUUCAUACAAUGGAAUCUUGUUACGCUCAGACAUUUACAUUGUGUAGAAAAGAAAAAAAAAAGAAAAAUUAACAUUUUGUUUACGAACAAUUAUCACUCACUGUCUCUUGUUGUUGUGGGUAACGACAUAGGAAAUCAUGUUUCUACGUAAGAUCAUUUCUGUCAUCUUCCGUUUUUUAAAACUUUUGUGAUAUCAAGGGUGAAAUUGUGUUUGCUAAUAGGCAAAAACAAGUGCGUGGUGCAUAAUGAGUGCAAUUAUUAUUGAGAUAUUCUUGUUAAAUGUAUGUAAAUAUAAUCGUAUAUCCCAUUACAUUAGUUUGGCAAAUCAACAAAAAAAAAACAAUCCUAUGCAAAAUGCCCUACUCGUAAAAGGCUACAAGUACAUAUAUGUAUUUAUCGCAAAAAGUACACGUAAUAUUAACAUCUUAACGCCUUAAUGAUAUUCAAAAUAUUGUCAUACAAUAAUGUACUUUUCAUUCGACAGUGCAAGUAAGAUAUUAACAUGUAUUCGCUAAAUUUUGAAUUAAUGGUUCAAUAAUCUUUCCUUGAGCAAUUGUGAAUUUUAAAGUAAAAUGUUUGCUAAGCCAAUUACUUUGAUUGGAAGUUUCCGAAAUCGGCCACUUUUCCUUAUUAAAUUACCAUUUAUUUUUGUAGACUAUCGUACAAGAAGUAUUGAUUUUUUAUGUGGAUAAAAAAGCAAAUUCUGAAACGCUUAUAUUAUAAUUGAAACAUAUGAUGAGACGACGAGAUUUAUUGAGUCCACAGCCUAUUAUCUAUUCAAAUUAAAUUAUAUUUUCUUUAAUCAGUGGCUUUCUUCUGAUGACAGAGCUUUAAAUUACUGAAUGAAUUGUAUUGUACAAAAUAUUUUUGAACAAUCAGAUACUUAUUGAAAACACCAUUUCAACCAAGGAUCCUCAAUAUAUUACAUAAAAAAAGCAAGAGAACACUCAGAGUUAUUAAUAUUUUGACAAUGUAUAUUCACACAGGAAAGCAAUGAUCAGUGUUGAAAAGGGGGUUGAUCUAUAACUAUUGCAGAUUUUUUUGUAAACUGUACGAGAUGUGCGAAUAUGAAAUAAAUAAAUAAGUUGACAGAUGUAGAUAUUCGUUUCAUUGUUUUGCAAUAUGUCGAAAAAUGCGUUAUACAUGUACAGGUGAAGUGUGUCAAACCUACAUAUGUAGUCAUUUUGUGCGUUUGGUUGCAUUAUUCUUUGUUAAAAAAAGUUAUUGUACAUCCUAUCUGUGCGCUCAUUGAAUUACGCUUCGCAUUCAUAUAAAUUCUGGCAAUAUAAAACUUUAUAUUGCAGCUGAAUGAUGUAUAGCAAGAUCUAUUUGUAUUGAAGUAGGUUUGCUAUAAAAACGCAAUGCAAUUAAUAAAUUUCUUUUCAUUGCACAUUCUUGUGUCCACAUUGAAACAGUACGUAUGUAUAUUCUUUUAAAGUCCUUAAUCAAAUUCAAAUUUACUCCGUUUGUAGCAGAGAAUAGAAUGAAGUAGAAAGUCUAACCAUUUCUAUAGAGUUAGUCAAUAGAUUCAUGUACGAGAUCUAGGAAGACUGUAGCUAGGAGAUAUUAUAUGUUACAAUAUUCACAAGAUACAUGCUCCUACGAAUUGAAAUUACUUUUAUAUAUAAGAAAAUUUAAUAUUAUCAUUCUUCUUCUUAUGAUUACUCAAUAUUUGCAUUAAGAAUAUCAAAUAAAUGCAUUCAAUUUUUAUCUAUUAUAAUUCUUAGAUAGCAAAUUUAUUUAAUAAAAUAAUUUAUAUUACACAUAAAUCUGCAUUUGUUUAAUACGUCUACUAUGGACAAUUCUAAGUUCAUGUCUUCAUUUAAUGACAACACAGAUACUUGUGAAACUUCAAAUGCAGUGUUCAUUUCACCCUCAAGAUGAAUGCUUUGCAUUGGAAUUUGGAACAGAAGUGUUUAGAAACCACAUUGUCGUUACAAGAUUUACGAGCAAAAUUGUUUCCUGAAAAAGAACUUGAUCGUGCUCCGACAUUGAGUGAAGACAAAUAUACUCCAAAAACUCUAGAAGGCAAUUGGUUUGAACGUAGAACAGUUUCUAUUCCUCAAAUUGUUGAUUGGAGAACUACUUACGAUACAGAUUAUAAGUCUCAUAUAAAUAAAACAUGGAAUGAAAAUCAAAUUACAAAAUGGGAUAACAAAAUUAAUCUUGAGGGUUUAACCAGUGAACAAAUACACAGUCAUAAAAAGGAAUAUUAUAACAACAUGACAACAACUUAUGAUUUGUCUUACAAUGUUUUAACAAAAGGUCUUACAGGCCCUAAAAUCAGAACAUAUCAUGCAAGAAAGCGGAAAUGGAUACCAGAACAAGAUUUCACACAAAGUUAUGGUAGUUUAACAAAUUUUGGACUGAAGGAUGAGAUUAAGAAAGAGUUAUAUGAAAGUUCAUUAGAAGGAUUAGCUACAGAGCGAUGGAAAACUAUUUACACAGAAGAAAUUGGUCAGCUAGCAGGAAAAAAUAUUAUACCAAACACUCAAUUUAACAGACGAAUAGUGGAUUUUAAUACACCAGAUCUUACAAAUUUUGAACAUAAAUUGUUAGACUUUAAACCCUGUUUGCUUCCAUUUAAAAUUAAGAAAUCAAAGGAAAAUUCGAAAUGCAGAAGUAAGGAUGCCAAACAUGUAAACACAGAAAUAUAUUAUGAUGUAUAUGUAUUACAUAAUGUUUACGCUGUGUUGUGGUAUAAUAAACAUGUUAUAUAUUUUUACAAAUGUGCAGAACACCUUAGAUUCAUGAUUUGUACAUGCACUAAAAUGUUAAAUACAAUAUAAAUUCUUAAAAACUAA